GGGGGCGUUCCGGCUGUGGUCACGUGAUGCUCGAUGAUCCGCUCUCCUGUUGCCAGGCAACACGUAGAAGCGUUCCGACCUCCUGCUGCACCCGGGGGCCCUGUAUGUUGGGAUCGGGCGGAUGGAGCAGUACAGCUUGCUCGGUCGGAUCGGAGAAGGGGCUCACGGCAUCGUGUUCAAAGCCAAACACAUCGAGACCGGGGAAGCUGUUGCCCUUAAGAAAGUGGCCCUGCGGAAACUAGAGGAGGGCAUCCCGAACCAGGCCCUGCGGGAGAUCAAGGCCCUGCGGGAGAUUGAAGACAAUCCAUACGUUGUUAAACUGAGGGAGGUGUUCCCACAUGGCACAGGGUUUGUCCUCGUCUUUGAGUACAUGCUCUCUGAUCUCUCAGAAGUGAUCAGGAACUCUGACCAACCCCUGACCGAGGCGCAGGUCAAGGGCUACAUGAUGAUGUUGUUGAAAGGAGUCAAGUUCUGCCAUGAAAAUUCCAUCAUGCAUCGGGAUCUCAAACCGGCAAAUCUUCUUAUCAGCUCCACCGGGCUUCUCAAGAUUGCAGACUUUGGCCUGGCACGAGUCUUUUCUAAUGACAGGGGGCGUCUGUACAGCCAUCAAGUAGCCACCAGAUGGUACCGAGCCCCAGAGCUGCUGUAUGGAGCCCGCAAAUAUGAUGAGGGAGUGGAUCUAUGGGCCGUGGGCUGCAUUUUUGGGGAACUUCUCAACAGCUCGCCCCUCUUCCCUGGAGAAAAUGACAUUGAACAGCUGUGCGCUGUGCUUCGAACACUGGGGACACCUAAUGUAAAGACAUGGCCGGAAAUCACAGAACUCCCAGAUUAUAAUAAAAUUUCUUUCAAAGAGCACCAUCCUCUCCCUCCUGAGUGCAUCGUGCCGGACACCUCUCCGGAGGCUCUGCAGCUCCUUAUGUGCUUCCUGGUGUAUCCGUCCGGCCAGAGGAUUCGAGCAGUGGAGGCUCUUCUCCAUCCAUAUUUCUUUCGGGAGCCUCUUCCUGCUCAUCAUUCAGAGCUGCCUAUUCCCCAACGGGGUGGAAGAAGAAGCCGACAACUUCAGAGAGAGUUUCAUACAGAAGAACCUGUAUCUGACAGCCUGCUAGACCCCGGACUCUUGAGUGACUAUCUUCAUGGUCUCUGACCACAGUUUAGGGCUUUCCGGCAGGUUCUGGGUCUUAUUUUGAAGACUUUAUUUUGGGUAGGAGAUCCUAUACACAUAAUAGCUGUACGUUACCCCCGAGCAAAGCCAGAUGAGAUUAAUGGAGACUCUGUCUCGACUGGUCUAUGGAUCCUACCGCUGUAGUGCCCUGGCAGAGACCCUGUAUCUGCAGUGGGGUCAUGGGUCCGUCCACUCUAGCUCCGCCAUGGUCACUUGUACAUAGUACUGGACGGUAUUUUACAAUAUAAACUUCUAUAUAUUUAUAUAUCA
Molecule: messenger RNA, 1432 nt
Organism: Bufo gargarizans (Asiatic toad)
Lineage: Eukaryota; Metazoa; Chordata; Amphibia; Anura; Bufonidae
Product: cyclin-dependent kinase 20-like
Biological process (GO): protein phosphorylation
Cellular component (GO): nucleus
Molecular function (GO): ATP binding; cyclin-dependent protein serine/threonine kinase activity
Source: RefSeq, a predicted model, not a curated record